AUGGCCUCGACCAGGGAUCUAGCCAUAGCUUCUCUCUCAGCUGCGGCCGGCGCCGUUGCUGCCGCAGCUGCGCUGCGCCUCCUGUCUUGCCGCAGAACAUCCUCCGUCAGGCCCCAGAACCUUUCCCUCGCCGCCAACGGAUCCGCCUCCGAGCGCCUGCUGGCGCAGUGGCCCUUCGAUCCUGCCAAGAGGGAAGGGUAUAUUUCCUGGGACGACUACUUCAUGGCGAUCGCCUUCCUUUCGGCUGAGCGGUCCAAGGAUCCUAAUCGGCAGGUUGGAGCAUGUUUGGUUAGCCAAGAGGGAAUAAUCCUAGGAAUUGGCUACAAUGGCUUCCCUAGAGGUUGUUCCGAUGACAAGCUUCCAUGGGCAAAGAAAUCUGCAAAUGGAAAUCCAUUAGAAACAAAAUUUCCUGCAAGAUACCUGUUGGUCUUGGCACCUGUGAUAAGCGACAAUGGCAGUGUCGCAGCGUUCUCAGUUGCUGAUAGCCUGACACCAGAUACUCCUAACAUCUGUUGUAUAACUGUGGUGGUGCCCAAUGACACCAGGUUUGAUACAAACUCCAGGGCAUGGCUCAGCAACAAAUCCAAGCCAGAGGCCAGAAAACUUGCCACAUGGAAAGCUAAACUGUCUGACACACUUGCAAUUUCGAUUACAGAUAGAGAUCAAGAAACAAACUCGUUAAGCUUCGCCGCUUCAGCUUACCAGAGCUUCAGCGUGCAAAAUAGAAACAACCUUCUAUCUGAUACUCCCUGCCCCAGCUGA
Molecule: messenger RNA, 762 nt
Organism: Miscanthus lutarioriparius
Lineage: Eukaryota; Viridiplantae; Streptophyta; Magnoliopsida; Poales; Poaceae
Source: the annotation of a GenBank genome assembly